Messenger RNA from Verticillium dahliae VdLs.17, 2625 nucleotides. Its product is annotated as pumilio domain-containing protein. Gene Ontology annotation, molecular function: mRNA 3'-UTR binding. The transcript is spliced from 4 exons. The record is from RefSeq and is a predicted model, not a curated record. Gene Ontology annotation, biological process: nuclear-transcribed mRNA catabolic process, deadenylation-dependent decay. Lineage: Eukaryota; Fungi; Ascomycota; Sordariomycetes; Glomerellales; Plectosphaerellaceae. The coding region runs from base 148 to 2625 and encodes 825 amino acids. Gene Ontology annotation, cellular component: cytoplasm.
GCUGACGCAGGUUGAACUUUCCAUCCUCGCAACGCUGCCUCUGCCUCUGCCUCUGCAUCUCCAUCGCCCAUGUGCCAUCCAUUGCCCGAUUACUGACGCUUGCGCUCGUUUGACUAGGCACGAGCACGAGGCUUCGGAAACUUCAACAUGAACAACACACGCGACGACAACCCCGCCAAGGGUAUGGCGGCUUUCCGCCCAUCGACAAAGGGCAUUUGGGAGAAUGCCUACCAAGGGAGCAAGCGAGCAUCUGACAACGCCCUGCCCACAGGCUCUGGUGCUCUCAUCCCCGACUCGCAAGCCGACACCUCUGCGUGGACCACGACGCGGCCGUGGAACCCUGACUCCACGCAAACCAGAUCGACGUCAGGCAGCACGUCGCCCACCCGUACACGCGACAACCUCUUCUUCGAUAAUCCCAACGGUGCGUUCGGCCAAGCGCGUUUCGCGAAUGGACGACCCAAGUCGUUCCUCGAGGAGGAGAAGGAGAACUCGAGCUAUGGUCCCAACUUUGGCGCCUACGAGGCUGAGCGCGGUUUCGCCAGGCACGAGAAGCGCGGUUCGCAGGAACGCACCUUCAUGACCAUGGGUGCCGUGGGCGCCCCGCCCUCCCGAGAUGGCAGCAUUCCUCCUUCGAGGCACUCGGAGGACAACUCCAUUGCCUCUCAUGCCCAGCGUCCCUCCAUUCCUGGCCACUCCUCGUCCUUCCCUUCACAGAGCAACAGUACCAACAACAACAACAACAACAACAACAACAACAACAACAACAGCCGAAGUUACAUGACCAACGGCAGGAUGGAUGAAGCAGACUUGUCGAGCCAGUUCAGCAAAGGCCUCACCCUUGAUGAUGCCACGGCGCUGUCGCAGGUCCUGUCCAACGGCGGCAACGGGCAGUCGUUCCAGCUCAACCCUGGAUCGCAGCCCUGGCUUGGUGGUUUCAACCAGCAUGCCCCCGACGUCUACAGCGACUACAUGACGCAGUAUCUGGCCAGCAAGCGCCCGUCUGUCGACCGUUACUCCCCGGCCCCCGCCGCCUACCGUGUCGCCAACGUGCCCAAGUCGUACUCGCCGCACCCCACCGACCCUUGGAGCCAGCGAGCCGCCCACCGGGAUCCGAGAAUGGUACCCGACGCUGAGAGGCGUACCCCCGCGCCCUACAUGCAGCCCCAGGCUCAACCGUUCUUCCCUGGACCGUACUACACGGGCCAGUAUCCUGCACAGUUCCCACCCAGCCUGUACGACUUUGCCGGCCGGGCGCCCAUGAUUCCCGGCUAUGGUCUGCCCAUGGGUUACCCCCUGACGGGACACGUCCCCGCGCGGCCCGCCAAGGACCAGGACUCUGGCAAAGGCGUGCGGAGUGUGCUUUUGGAAGAGUUCAGGUCGAGUUCAAAGUCGAACAAGCGUUACGACCUCAAGGACAUCUAUGGCCACGUUGUUGAGUUCAGCGGCGAUCAACACGGCUCCAGGUUCAUUCAGCAGAAGCUCGAGACGGCCAACAGCGAUGAGAAGGACCAGAUCUUCCGCGAGAUCGAGCCCAACGCCGUUCAGCUGAUGAAGGACGUGUUCGGCAACUACGUCAUCCAGAAGUUCUUUGAACACGGCAACCAGGUUCAGAAGAAGGUGCUGGCUGCGCAGAUGAAGGGCAAGGUCGUGGAUCUGUCGAUGCAGAUGUACGCCUGUCGCGUAGUGCAGAAGGCUCUUGAGCACGUGCUUGUCGAGCAGCAGGCGGAGCUGGUCGACGAGCUCCAGCCUGAUAUCGUCAAGGUUGUCAAGGACCAGAAUGGUAACCACGUUGUCCAGAAGGUCAUCGAGCUGGUCCCCCGUCAGUAUAUCGACUUUGUCAUGGAUUCUUUCCGCGGCCAGGUCAGCCAGCUCGCCGCGCACACGUACGGGUGCCGCGUCAUUCAGCGUAUGCUAGAGUACGGCACAGACCAAGACAAGGAGGUCAUUCUCACAGAGCUCCACAACUCGGCCCAGGUCCUGAUCACCGAUCAAUACGGCAACUAUGUCACCCAGCAUGUCAUUCAGCACGGCAAGCCCGAGGACCGGGCCAAGAUGAUUCAUCUGGUCACGUCACAGCUGGUGACUCUGUCGAAGCACAAGUUUGCGUCCAACGUUGUUGAGAAGUGUAUCGAACAUGGCUCACCCGAGGAGCGCAAGUCGAUCCGCGAGCAACUUACUACCAUGGGGCCUGAUGGCACCAGCCCCCUCCAGCUGAUGAUGAAGGAUCAGUAUGGCAACUAUGUUAUCCAGAAGCUUCUCAACCAGCUUGAUGGUGCCGAUCGCGAAGCCUUUAUCGAGGAAAUGAAGCCCCAGUUCAUCGCCCUCAAGAAGACCAGCACUGGCCGCCAGAUCGCUGCGAUCGACCGCCUGAUCUUCGCCGCUUCUUCCCCCGCUCCUCCCCGUCCAGGCAGUAGCAAGGCGAUGUCUGGACAGAACACACCGGCUCUGCAGGUUGAUUCGUCAGCCCCCACACCCGUUCUGACGAUGGAGCCUAACAGUCCUCAGAGCAGCAGCCCGCCCAGCACGAACGCGAGCGCCGUUGGCGAGACAGCCGAGGAGGAUCGCAAGGCCCAGCUUCACCCACGCGGUGCUAGCCUCCAAGUGCAGGUCGAGGAUGCCUAA